Molecule: messenger RNA, 1047 nt
Organism: Centruroides sculpturatus (bark scorpion)
Lineage: Eukaryota; Metazoa; Arthropoda; Arachnida; Scorpiones; Buthidae
Product: GTPase-activating protein and VPS9 domain-containing protein 1-like
Exons: 7
Coding region: 143-871 (242 amino acids)
Biological process (GO): vesicle-mediated transport
Cellular component (GO): endocytic vesicle; cytosol
Molecular function (GO): small GTPase binding; guanyl-nucleotide exchange factor activity
Source: RefSeq, a predicted model, not a curated record
AUGUAUUAAUUUAAAUUCUUACAGUUGUCAAAAACUUUUUAAAUCACUUAAAGAUGAUUAUAAAUCUCGUGCAUCAUACAUUGCCUAUCUGGUGCGCUGCCGACAAGGUUUACUUUCCACUCUGGCUCAUUUAGAAAGUUUAAUGGAUCGUGUAGAAAGGGACAAGCUGGUGUGUAGCAGGUACCUGGUGUCUUUAUGUGUUCGGGCAUUUCUAGAGAAAAAGGAACGUACCAUUGAAGUAUUCAUACGAAAAUUCCAAGCUCUAACAGUUUCUGAUGAAAAGGCACACUUGGUAGAAAAAUUUCUACAUUAUUUAUUUUCCAAUAUGGAACUGGAUCCUACAUGGCAUGGUGCUAGUGAGGUGCAGCUGGAGUAUGCACAAUCAGUCAUAGAGAGAACUAUUAUGAGUCAAAUUUACAUACAUGCCAUGUAUCCCAAUGGCGACGGAGACAAACUACGAGAUCAGAUUCUUCACCAGCACAUGCAAAAGCUCUCUAAAGUCAUUGCACCCACACACAAGGAUCUGAGGAUUCCCAAGAUUUACCAUCAUGAAUGCCCAUGGCCUUCUGCUCAAGCUGAAAUUUACACCAUCAAUGCCUUCAAGACUCCCCGGGAUAAGAUCCAGUGUGUACUGAAAUGCUGUAACACCAUCAUGAACUUAUUGAGCAUGGCUAGUGAUGAAUCGGUGCCGGCCGCCGAUGAUUUUGUUCCCGUGCUGGUCUUUGUCCUGAUCAAGGCCAAUCCCUCUUCACUGCUGUCCACCGUCCAGUAUGUCGACACCUUCUAUGCCCGCAGACUGGCCGGAGAAGAUUCCUACUGGUGGACGCAGUUUUGUUCUGCUGUUGAGUUCAUCAAAACCAUGGACUACUAAACCAAAAGUCUUUGGGCAGGCUCCUUCCUUGGUGCCUUUGCUCCCAGCUCCAGAUGCAAAAGACAAAUAAGAAGAGACAGAUCAUCCCUUUCCAAGAGAAGAAAGUUUCAGUGGUCCUCCACUGUUUUAUAAAUAACGGUUAAUUUCUGUAUUUACAAUAAAAUAUUCCUUCACUA